This is a messenger RNA of Quercus lobata, 1393 nucleotides long. RefSeq lists its product as uncharacterized. Lineage: Eukaryota; Viridiplantae; Streptophyta; Magnoliopsida; Fagales; Fagaceae. The transcript has 2 exons. The record is from RefSeq and is a predicted model, not a curated record. The coding region runs from base 190 to 1161 and encodes 323 amino acids.
CCUAAUUUUCUUUCUUUACCAAAAAUCUGACAAACCGUUUCCCUCUGAAUUUUCCAUUGCAUGUUUCAUUUUCCAGAAACAUCAUUGCCCUUCAAUCUUUUCAACAACAUAUUUUGAUUGUUUCUGUCAUUGGGGGGCUGCUUUUUCUUCUGUCAAAGCUCGUUGAAGUUCUCAGGUUGAGGAAAAUUCAUGUAUGCACAAACAAAAAUGUAUUUUACUCGUUCUGGUAGAUCUCACUCAGUGCAUAUUCAAUCACCACCAUUAGCAGAGAAGAUAACUGAAGAGCCUCCUGCAAAUGUAAUAAAUAAAAACUCGGCUCAAAGCACUGUGACAUGCGUGUACCAAGCCAAUAUUGCAGGCUAUUGGCGUAAUGUAUCAUUCAUUUGGUGCAAGAACCUGAUGAACCAUUCUUUCACUGUUAAGGUUGAUAGUAUAGACGGUGAUUUCAAUUACACAUGCAAGAUUGAGCUUAAGCCUUGGCAUUUUUGGAGCAAAAAAGGGUACAAGAGUUUUGAGGUUGAUGGGAAUCCAGUGGAGGUGUAUUGGGAUCUUCGUUCAGCUAAAUUUGCUGGUGGUCCUGAGCCAAGUACGGAUUUUUACAUUGCUCUAGUUUCUGAUGAAGAGGUUGUGUUGUUAUUGGGAGAUUACAAGAAAAAGGCUUACAAGAGAACAAAAUCAAGGCCAGCCCUUGUUGAUGCAGUGCUUGUUUACAAGAAGGAAAAUGUAUUCGCCAAGAGAUGUUUCUCUACAAGGGCUAAAUUCAAUGAAAGGAAAGAUCAUGAAAUUGUUGUGGAGAGCUCGACAACGGGACCUAGAGACCCCGAAAUGUGGAUUAGCAUAGAUGGGAUUGUGUUGGUUCAUGUUAAGAAUUUGCAAUGGAAAUUCAGAGGGAAUCAAACUGUGCUAAUUAACAAGUUCCCUGUGCAAGUGUUCUGGGAUGUACAUGAUUGGCUAUUUAGUAGCCCUGGCAUGGGACAUGGUUUGUUUAUAUUCAAACCAGGUUCACCUUUAGAUUCAGAAAAUGAGAGCAGAGAGAGCAGUAGCCAAGGAGGUGGUGAUGUUGACAGCGAUUGCAGCAGCGGGUAUUACUCUACUUGGAGUAAUUUAACAGCAACAGCUUCGGAAUUCUGCCUUUUUCUUCAUGCUUGGAAGAUUGAGUGAGAUUUAAUUAUGAACAACACUUUUUUGCCAAUGACAAUGAACAGCAAUGUUGCAAACUUAUUAGUAAUAUUAAUGGGUCUUAAACCCUUUUGUUGUAAAUUACAUAUGUUUAUCAUCUUUCAAAUUUUUCUUGGCCAGCACAGUUGAUUUCACCCAUAUCAUAUAUACCUAGCAUGAUAAUUACAAAGGAUCUUUCAUCAGUUUAGUGUUGUCUAGGCUAGGAUUUUCAUGU